CCACACCACAACCAUCCCACCAUUCUCUUUUACUCCCACCCGCCCACACACACACCCUCUCUCUCCUCCACUCACACCCUCAGCAUCUCCCGUUUGACGGCCAGUGGUCGCGGAGACGGCGAGCGAGUCGAGGAUACGAACACCGCCAAAGAGGUGGUGAAGAAGGUGGUGGAGGAGGAGGAGGAGGAGGAGGAGGACGGGAACAUAGAGCUAUUUUCUUGGAAGGAGCCGCUCGGCGUAGUUGAUGGGAAGAGGAUGCACUGCGGGCUGCUGGAGGAGCCGGACAUGGAUUCAACAGAGAGCUGGAUUGAGCGAUGCCUCAAUGAGAGCGAGAGCAAACGUUUCUCCAGCCAUAUGUCUCUGGGCAACAUGUCCACCGACGAACAUGAAGAAAAAGAAAACAACAGAGCCUCUAAGCCACAUUCUACACCAGCGACACUUGAAUGGCUGGAGGAGAACUACGAGAUAGCAGAAGGUGUGUGCAUCCCAAGAAGCGCCCUCUACAUGCACUACCUGGACUUCAGCGAGAAGCACGAUACACAGCCUGUCAAUGCAGCCAGCUUUGGGAAGAUUAUAAGGCAACAAUUUCCAGCAUUAACCACCAGACGACUUGGAACUAGAGGCCAGUCCAAAUAUCACUACUAUGGCAUCGCGGUGAAGGAGUCAUCUCAGUACUACGACGUGAUGUACUCCAAGAAGGGUGCGGCGUGGGUAAACGAGGCGGGCAAGAAGGAGGUCACCAAGCAGACAGUGGCGUAUUCACCGCGCUCCAAGCUGGGGACGCUGCUGCCAGAGUUCCCAAAUGUCAAAGACCUAAAUUUGCCCGCUAGCUUGCCAGAAGAGAGGGUGUCAACCUUCAUCAUGAUGUACAGAACACACUGCCAGAGGAUCCUGGACACGGUUAUCCGAGCCAACUUUGACGAGGUCCAAAGCUUCCUGCUGCACUUUUGGCAAGGCAUGCCACCCCACAUGCUACCCGUCCUCAGCUCCCCCACCGUGGUCAACAUCGUCGGCGUGUGCGACUCCAUACUCUACAAGGCCAUCUCGGGGGUUCUCAUGCCCACCGUUCUCCAAGCGCUGCCUGACAGUUUGACUCAGGUCAUCCGAAAAUUUGCCAAACAAUUAGAAGAGUGGCUCAAAAUCGCCCUGCACGACCUGCCUGAGAACUUGAGGAACAUCAAAUUUGAGUUGUCCAGGAGAUUUGCACAGAUUCUAAAGCGGCAGACAUCGUUAAACCAUCUGUGUCAGGCAUCGCGGACUGUGAUAAACAGCGCUGACAUCACAUUCCAAAUGUUAGAAGACUGGAGGAAUGUGGACCUGAACAGCAUCACCAAGCAGACGCUUUACACCAUGGAGGACUCACAGGACGAGCACCGGCAGCUCAUCAUCCACUUGUACCAGGAGUUUGAUCGCCUCUUGGAAGAGCAGUCACCCAUUGAGGCAUACAUCGAGUGGCUGGACUCCAUGGUGGACCGCUGCGUCGUCAAGGUGUCAGGGAAGAGGCCCGGCUGCCUGAAGAAGGUGGCUCAACAGUUCCUUCUCAUGUGGUCCUGCUUUGGGACCAGAGUAAUCCGGGAUAUGACUCUCCACAGCGCCCCCAGCUUUGGCUCCUUCCACCUGAUUCAUCUCAUGUUUGAUGACUACGUCCUUUACCUGCUGGAGUCGCUGCACUGCCAGGAGAGGGCCAACGAUCUCUUGAGAGCCAUGAAGGGUGAAGGCAGCACCGAGCGAGACGAGGAGUUCACUCUCACAGAAAUAACCGCCACCUCCUCACCUUCCCCUGGGUCCUACUCGCCCGCCAGGUCCGUCCACUCUACCGCCGUGUCGUCAGCCUCCCCCACAGCUGACACAUCGCCGGAGUAUCCCUCUACCACAGGCGCCGUUCAGUCAUAUACCUGGUCCCUUACAUACACAGUGACAACAGCUGGAGGUUCCGCUCCCGACGCCGGCCAGCAGUUGUCCUGCAUGAGGAGCAGCUCUGCGGGCACGCCACCGCCGCCGCCUUCCGCCCAUCGGAUGCCUGUCUACACCCACAGAGAGGAACACGGAUACACUGGGAGCUAUAAUUAUGGCAGUUACGCCAACCAGCAUCCUCACGCCAUACAAAGCCAGUACCCGGGCCUUGCCCAUGAGACCACCAUCCCAGCACCGCUACACUACUCCGCCUACCACCGUUCAUCUGCACAGUACCAGUUUAAUGGACAGAUGUCCCGCAUGGAGCCCUCCUGUUUGAUGAGUGCCACUCCCCGCCUGCACCCUUCACCCGUCGCCCCCCGGUGGCCGGAUAUGUCCCCGGUCAACAGCUGUUACACCAGCACACCUAUGCAUUCAUCCCGCUAUGCUGCGUCAGGGGAUGUGUACUCCCCCCUUGUCCCUCGCAGGAACUCCGAGUACGAGCACUCACAGCAUUUCCCAGGUUUUGCCUACAUCAACGGCGAGGCCACGACAGGCUGGGCCAAGUAGCCUUUUGAACACUUUGAGGUGUAAAGGACACCAUCAAUAGGCACGGCCUGUUAAGUACACGUCACUAAAACGGAGGCACAGAGAGUUGGCAGUACCAGUGUGAGGACACGUUUGUCAAUCAUUUGGAGGGUCGGUGCAGCUAGAGAUAAUCCUCUAUGAAAUCACGUUGAUUAUCACAAACAGCAAAAUCAUGCAGUGCCGCUGCCAAGCUGUGCAUUUGUUUUUCAGGAAUAUACCCCUCUGCAAGUCAGGAGCUAAAGGGUCAGCGUGCAUAACUGACAAAAUGGAUUGCCUUAACGUUCCGCCAAAAAGAGCCACAAAAACUGAGACCUUCAAGGUUCUCAUGCUCCAAAAGUGUACUCUGUACUCAGUAUAUAUGUAUGUGUGUGUAUGUAUGGAUGUAUAUAUGUAUGUAUGUAUAUAUAUGUAUUUGUAUACUAUAUAUAUAUAUAUAUACAUAUAUAUAUGCAAUGUAUUUUCUGUCUGUAACGAUGUAACAUGGUUGUAUCGUCUUACUUUCUAUGCUACUCUUGUUCUGUUUUGUAAGAUCAAUAGUACAGGAUGCAUUAACCUUGGGUUGUGUGUUUUAUAAUUAUAAUGGACUCAAAAGCUACUGAGGACCUAUUGCCCUGUGGGUAUUUAUAAAUAAAAAAAACAAAGGAAAUUAUCAUUAAAGUGUACAGUAAUGUUCAAUGCAAGCACUGGAAAAGCAUCUGUGGUGACUGCUGAAGGAUGACAAUUUUGAAUGU
Molecule: messenger RNA, 3212 nt
Organism: Doryrhamphus excisus (bluestripe pipefish)
Lineage: Eukaryota; Metazoa; Chordata; Actinopteri; Syngnathiformes; Syngnathidae
Gene: rfx4
Product: regulatory factor X, 4
Biological process (GO): regulation of transcription by RNA polymerase II
Molecular function (GO): RNA polymerase II cis-regulatory region sequence-specific DNA binding; DNA-binding transcription factor activity, RNA polymerase II-specific
Source: RefSeq, a predicted model, not a curated record